AUGCGCGCCAAGUAUAAAUCCACGCGAAUCGACUACCUGCAUCAUGUCGAGGAGCUGGCGCGCUUCACGCAGUCCAUUAAGCACGGCAGCAGCGCGGUGGGUCGUGAGGUCGUCGCCGCUCACGUAGAAGGCAAACCCAAGAGCGCGAUCACGUGCUACCGUUGUGGGAGAUCGGGCCACAUUGCGGCCGACUGUCGCGCGCGAGUCGUGCACGACGACGAGACACCAGGCGACCACAAAGAACCGCAACGGGAGGAAGAAGGGAUCGCGCUGCAAGGAGCCGCAGCGACCAAUGCAAGCGAUGGAGCGCGAGCCAUAGACGACUCAUGCGGCUUCGUGCUUACGACGAGCUACGGAGUACGAGCCACGGACGGUACGCGCGGCCUCGUACUUGCGGCGACCGAUGCAACGGGCGUCGACCGAGGAGACGGGAUCCUCGAUAGCGGCGAGAGCCGGCAUCUUGUCAACGACGAUUCGCUGCUGCUCAAGUCGACGGCUCGCAGCCACGAGAUUGCAAUGACAGACGGCGAGUCACUUCAUCUGAUGCGUGUCGGCAGCGUGCGCCUCGGGGUUCUCGCGCGCGGCGCUGAGGCGGUAUUGACGCUGACGGAUGUGUACUUGGCGCCGUGA
This is a messenger RNA of Peronospora matthiolae, 630 nucleotides long. The record is from the annotation of a GenBank genome assembly. NCBI's taxonomy places the organism in Eukaryota, Oomycota, Peronosporomycetes, Peronosporales, Peronosporaceae.